Messenger RNA from Penicillium atrosanguineum, 864 nucleotides. RefSeq lists its product as uncharacterized. Lineage: Eukaryota; Fungi; Ascomycota; Eurotiomycetes; Eurotiales; Aspergillaceae. The transcript has 7 exons. Gene Ontology annotation, molecular function: acetate transmembrane transporter activity. The coding region runs from base 1 to 864 and encodes 287 amino acids. The record is from RefSeq and is a predicted model, not a curated record. Gene Ontology annotation, cellular component: plasma membrane.
AUGACGGGAAAGGCGGAUUUCAUUCAACGCGAUGAUUUCAAUGCUUCACAGAGUGAUGCUGGAGCUAUGCCGGCCUUGACACAGGUCCCUACAUCGGUGACCCUGUCGGCUGAGCAGUUUGAGAAGCUCUAUCUCAGUCCUAUGAUGCAUCGUCAGCCGGCUCUUGCGAAGAAUCUUGGUAAUCCUACGCCUCUGGGACUUGGAGCUUUCGUGCUCACCGCCACGCCGCUGGCAUGUUGCCUGAUGGCCUGGAGAGGUGCUGGUGGAGGUGGAGCUGCCUUCAGUGGAGUUUUGAUUUUGUUCGGUGGCCUUAUUCUGGUCGUUUCUAGUAUUUUGGAAUUUAUCCUUGGAAACACGUUCAGUUCGGUUGUGUUUGGUCAUCUGGGUGCUUUCUGCUUGGCUUUUGGUGCUAGCAUGACGCCAGCAUUCAACUCUGCCGCCCCCUAUUCUCCAGAUGGAACGAACACAUUGGCUGGUCUCCACAGUGCCGGCUUUGUGAAUACCUUUGCAUUCUUCUUCCUAUUCAUGGCCCUACUGAUGGUGAUCUACACAAUCUGCGCAAGUCGCAUAAACCUGCUUUUCUUCGUCAUCUUCCUGAGUCUGGUGGUGACAUUCUCGCUUCUGGCCGCCGCAUACUGGAAACUUGGGACCGGAGAUGAAGUGAUGGGUAACCACCUGACUGUGGGUGCGGGUGCUUCUCUAUUUGUGGCUACUGCGAUGGGAUGGUGGUUGUUAACUGCCCAGCUGCUUGACUGUGUUGGAUUCCCUCUUUCGUUACCUGUUGGUGAUUUGAGUGGUAUUUGGCGUCGUCUUCAGAGACAGAAUGAUCCCGAACUGGGUGCCGGAGCCAAUGGCAAGUACUAA